UAAAAGACAAUGUUUUCCUUGUUUUUCUUCGUAAAUAACGUUUUUUAACGUUUCUAAGGCACCAAAAUGGAGAUGUCGCGGUCCGGUGCCUACGACAGGUUCAUCACAUAUGUGGAUCAGCUGCGCAAUACGGAAUGCAGUCAAAAGCAGAAGAUUACCUGCUUCCAGCAGAUUGCCGAGUGCAUCAUGUCGCCUGGGCUAGCCACCCACAUCAACUAUCCUGCACACUGCGGCACGGCCACCAAUGUGCUGCUGCUGUUCUGCGAGGACCUCGACUCGGUGGUGCGGAUGAGUGCCGAGGAGAACCUAAACAGGAUCUUUAGGGCGCUGGAAAAGACGCGGGUCAGUCGCAUCCUCAUGGACCUUUAUGGCGAGAUCAAGCGGAAUGGCAAUCAGAGAUCUCUAAGGAUUUGCCUGAACCUAUUCUCGUAUUAUGCGCCGCAAAUUAAGGAGAAACACAUCAAGUGGUAUGCUGUACGACUUUUGCAAUGCAUGUCUACCAUCUCCCAGCGCAAGGAGACGCUGCUGCAGGAAACGCUCUGCGACUUCGUCAAACACUUUGGUCGCUAUGUGCAGCAGGGCCUCAGCGACAGCGAAUCCUGCAAACUGUUCGAGAUAUUCCUGGACAACAUUGGCGCGGAUUGUGCUGUAAAGCGUCGCUGCUCGGCCCAGAAUUGCAUCAGUCUGAUUGAGCAUGCCCGCAAUAGGAGUCUCAUGGCCAGGCACGGACUCGGCAAAGUGAUGGAACUCCUGCUGACGGAUCAGCAGACCAGCAGUGUGCUGGGUUCCCUAGGACUGCUGCGUCUCCUCCUUCCGCAACUCAUACGAGGCUACUCGGCCGCCAGCCAGGAGGAUUCCGAGUCCUUGGCCGGUCAGCAGCAGCAGCAGCAGCAGCAGCAAAAGCAUCUGAAGAGGCAACAGCUACAGCAACAGACAACGACCUCCGACUGCCGGCAAAUUAUUGAAAUUUAUGAUUAUUGUUUGCACCUGCUGAGCACGCAGCACACCACGAAUCACGCCAUCAUAAAUGCCACCCUGGAGGUCAUCAACGGCAUACUCCAGGCACUGGAUGCCCCCUCCGAUGGUCAGAGUCAAAGCCAGAACCCGAGCCUCGGUCAAAGUUUGCGCCAACUGUUGUGCAAUCAACAACUGCAACACAAUGAGUAUUUGCGGCGAAGGAAAUCAUUAAAGAAUCAAAUAUUCCAAUUGAAAAAUUACGAAGUGGCGACAAGUCAACAGCCACUGCAGGAUGAGGUUGCAGAUGAGGAUGAGAAUGCGGAUGCGGAUGCGGAUGAGGACGAGGAUGGGGUGACUGCAAUGCAAAUGAAAAAGAAUUCAAAUGCAAAACUGCAGCAGCCAAAGUGUCAACAGCAGCGGCAGGAGCAACAACAGCAAAAGCAACAGCAACUCGAGGUUGACAGCAGCUCGCUGGGAAUUAAUGCCGGAGAAGAUGCCACGACCGAGGCUGCAAGUUCCGUCGCUGAUGAAGGGGCGAAGGCGCAGCGCGGGCACAUUAGGAAUGCCGCACGCAGCAUCAGCGAGUGUGUGGCCUCCGUUGAGGAGCGACAGGGCGACGAUGAUGACAUGGACGACGACGACGACGACGACGACAUGGAGCUGCUGAGCGCCGAGUGUGAUGACUUUACAACCCUGUCGCAACUAAAUGAACAACGGUCGCUGUCAGCGGCCCUGCAAUUGCCCGCAACAACUACGGGCGAUAAACUGAUUGAUGUUGAUGCCAAUGUGGGGGGGCUGCCAAAACCGCAGCAGCAUCAGUCAUCUCUGCAGAAUCUGCUCGCCGGCAGCGAUGACAAAUCCCAGCAUUUGAGUGACAUCGACAAUGAAUCUUUCAACAGCAUCGAUUUCGAAGCCGAAAUCACAAUUGCCGGCAGCUCUGCUGGCAAAGAGCAACAGCAACAGCAACAGCAGCAAGAUCAGGCACAUCCCACGGCGGAUGGUUCCGGGGAAUCCGAACCCGGCGACGCAACAGCAAUUGGCACAUUCUUCAACAACCUGCUGUCCCACUCCAAUGCAGCCUCGGAGUCGGUCAGUAAGCUCUUUCGUCAAUCAAGCGGCUCUAAAUCCACGCCCUCCAAGUCGGCUCACGCGGACAAAUCGGACGCCGUCUCCACCGCCUCGCUCACGCUCUCGCUGAGCUCCCUGGCAAGCAGCAGCAAUAUGGAGCCGCCGGAGCGUCAGCCCUCGAUUGCGGAAACCCCAACGCCCGUGGAGGACUCGUUGUCGGCGACUGCCUCCCACACCGCGUCCACAGCCCUCAUGAUGGAUGCCCCAGCGGAAGAGGCAGAGGGACUGGGUCCGAGAGUGGGCUACUCUAAGCCCGAGACACCGCAGAUGCGAAGCACGCCCAACGCUAAUCCCUUUCUGGUGGAGAACUCCCCGCUUCGGCAGACAGUUGUGGGACGUGCCCUGAUCAGCGUGAAAAUUGGCAGCAUUAUGGAGCAGUCUUUGGUCUACUACACGGCUCGUCUGGUGGCAGCCAGAUUCCUACUUAGCGGACAGGCGGCAGGCCUGCAGCCGGAUAGUGUCUGCAGGGUUUCCAUCAAGAGCCUUUCGCUGGCCGUGAUCGCACAGUGCGUGCGCCUGGCUCCCCGAGUGCUUCAGCUGAACCUGGAAAUCAGCGAUCAGGAACUCCAACUGCUGCAGGAGGCCAGUUGCCAGGUUGGAAGUGGCGAUAGUACCCAGCUUUCCAGUCCCCAGAGUAGCGAUAACUCGCAGUCGGGCGGAGAGAAGCCGCGGUUGGAUAGUCCCCUGAUGCAGACAGAAGUAGAGGAUAACCUGCUCCUGCUGGACAUCAAAGAUGAUCAUUUUGGCGCCAGCACCUGUCCAGUUUACUUGCAGCAACCGGCGCCCACACUUACCCGUAGUGCCGAUGCUUCGGUUCUGCUACUUGGAAAAAGCUCUGCCUCCCAGCCUAUCAAGAAGUCAGCCAACGAAGACAAGCUGUCCAAGUCCGAGAUCAUCGGCAGCUCCUUUCGCCCCACGGUGGCAGCGGAGGACGUGCCACCUUUGAGUCUGCCUCCACGUCCCCCAAAGCGCACCAAGUCGACACGCAGUCGUGCAGGUAUUAAUGGGAUGAUGUCCACCGCAGGCAGUUCCCAGACUCCCGGCUGCCAGGCGCUUUCGGAUGUGCUGCUCUACCAUGACCACUGUGAUCCCAUCUUACGUGGCGGUGUUCAGCAGGUGGUGGGUUUCUUUCUGCAAUCCAGCGGAGCUGGUCUGUCUUUGGAUCUGCAGCGUGGCAUGGGACUGCAACACUUGCUGGCCGUUUUGCUAAAGGGCUUUGAGGACGAGAUCCACACAGUGGUUAUACAAGCGUUGAAUGCAUUCGAUAAGAUAUUUCCGCAUGUGGUGUCCAAAUAUUUGACAGAGCCGCCAUGUCAUUAUCAUGCUCAUCAGCAGCAGAAGCAAAAGCAGAAGCAGGAGCAAAAGCAACAGCAGCAGCAGUUGGAGGACGACCAGGACCUGCAACGACAUUCAAGUGGACAACAAAAGCGUCCGGGCCAGGCGCAAACAUUUGGCCAACAAACUUUUGCAAAGGACCAGGAUAAUGCCUUAAGCAGUCAACGGCCGCAACAAAGGCGUCCUAACGAUGCCGGGACAUGUGCCAAGUCCUCGGCCACAGAUAAUGAUGGGCUACUGGCUGCUCUUUUGAAUGAUUUCCAAUUGCAAUCGACUGGCAUGCAGCAGCAGCAGCAACUUCAGCAACAGCAAAAGAAUAAUGGCAACGGCAGUGGGCAGUUGGGUAAUGAGCCCGAACCAUUCUGUGUGUUUGCCAUCUCGCCCAAAUUGCUCUUGAGCAAACUCCGGCUCUGCCAUCACAAUAAAUAUUGGCUGGUCCAGAAUAAAUACGCCGAAGUUAUUUCGAAUUUAAAUUACGUGCUGCUGCGGUCGUACUACGCAAAUUUUCGUUGUGGCCUCGCCAGCAAUAACACCACCAGCGUCGAGCAGGAGCAGGAGCAGGAGCAGCAGCAUCAGGAGCAGCAGGAACAGUCGCACUCGACGAGGGAAGCCAGCGAUUCCGGAUGCGGGAAAGCGGAGAGCGAGGACAUUGUCUGCACUUAUGAGGCACAGUUUCUGGCUGAACUUUUACAUCUGCUCGGCGACGAUGAUGCGCGGGUGCGGGAACAUGCCGCCUGCUGUCUUUGCCGGUUUAUAAUGCAAACGGCGCGCCAGGAGCAGGAGCCGGCAGCCGGCAGGGAUGAAGAUGAAGGAUGCGAGAUCGAAGGCAAUGGCAAUGGCAACAGCAACAGCAACGUCAACGUGGAAACUCAACAAACUAAUUUCAAUUUGCUGUGGGAUUUUUUCGACUAUCGCAUAUUUGGCAGCAUGUCCGUGACGUUGCGUAAUUUAUUCCGGACCAGUUCGACGAUUGUGCCUCCGUUGGCGGAGCUGGAUGCACUACCCUCCAUGGGCUCCGCCUGCCCGGAGGCUGGCAUCACGUCCAUGAUGGGAAGCAGCUCCUGCUCCUUAGGAUCGGCAGCCGAAGCGGCAGCCUUCGCGGCGUCGGCCUACUUUGAUGGCAGUUACGGCAACGGCAUCGCCGAGGGGCAUGUUUUUUCCAUGGCGGGGCAACGUCAAAUCGCGCUGGAGGAAAAAGUUUUGGCCAAAGUUUUGUAUCGCUUGACAAAUAAAUUGAUGACGCUGAAUGAUAAAAAUUUGCAGUUUGGCAUAAUUUACGCGCUGCGCCUCCUGCUCAGGCACUUCAAUUUCGUGGACUAUCAACAGGCCUGGAUGGAAUUCAAUUUCGUAGAAAUUUGCAUUAGCCAUGCCUACUACAACAAUGCAACGGCAGCGGACCUCGGUUGCCAGAACGAUUUGAUUGAUGUGAUGGGCAAAUUAAUGGCAGGUGCCAUGUUGAGCUCCGGUGAGCCGAGGACUGCCCACCUGGAUUUUCUGCUGCGCCACAGUCUCAAGAUACUCAACAUCUACUACCACCUGGUCACCAAUCAGCGCCCGCCCUCCGGCUCGCAUUCAGCUUCCAGCUCGAAGGUGCCCAAGAGCGAGCUCUUCACCCGGGAGCAGCCAGGGGCAGCAGCCCUCCAGGCUCUGGGUUACUUUGCUGGCGAUUACGUUUACAUGAAACUUUACAACAUUUUAAGAGGUGCUAAUGACAGCUACAAGAUAACCAUAAAUCACGAGGCCGGCAGCUUAUUAAUUUGUCUCCUGAAGACUUGCCUGAACGCAUUGAGCCUGUGCCUGGAGUCCCUGCCGAGUGCCUCGCCCCCGGAGCUGAAAUUAAUCGAAGAAAUACUCCACUAUUUGACCAAGCUAAUAAAUUAUGCGCCCGCCGAGUGCGUUGCAUGUCUGCGGCAACUGUUGAAAUAUUUAUUCGCCCAAAAUUAUGCCAGCCAACUGCGGGUGCAGCCGACGGCCACCACCGAUGGCCACCAUGCCGCCUUCACGCGUCCCUACUUUGUGGCCAAGGGCAGGGGUCAUGGCGUCCUCUCCACAUUGUUGCCAACAAUAAAUUCAAAACCGGAGCAAGGAGCAGGAGCAGGAGGAGGAGCUGCCCGACGACCAAUUGAUAUUGUCCCACUCCAGGCGCUGGGCAUGCUCUUUGUCCGUGGCCUGCAGCCGCCCACACCGCCGGCGGGAGACUGCGCCAGGCUUAUAAAGCUAUUCGAGCCCCUGGUCAUCUACUGUCUGACGCUCUUCAUGAAGUCCAAUGCUCUGAUUCAGGCGCCCAUAUUGCGAUUGCUAUCCCAGCUGCUGGACCUCAAUGUAACCUACAGCAUAUUGGAUUCCAAGAAUGUUAUAUUCGAGCAAAUACUGAACAACAUGGAUCUGAUAGAGGGAGGCAUUGAUAGGAACGCCUUUAUUAUUGUUCCACCCAUGCUGAGAUUCCUUGUGCAGCUCACCCACAAGAGCGACCGGCAACUGAUCACCAUACCCAAGAUCAUCAGCAUUACAAACAAUCUGCUGGCCAGCAGCUCUGUACGCGAGGUGGCCUUGCUGGCCCUCAGAACCUUGAGCUACGAGCUAUUCUUCAUGCACAGCCAGCUGGAGGAGGCCAUGGACACCGACAGUGGUCAUAAUUCAGGCCGGACGGCUUGCCAGAGCCCAUUGAGUGCGGCCCCCACGCCGGAAACCAGGGAGGCCCUGCUGGCUCAGCGACGCGAACUCGACACGCAACGGGAAGUGGUGCUGGGCAUGCUGGAGAAGUUUAUCGAGGCUCGGCCCAGUCAACAGGUGCUUUCCCUCCUCCUGCUAUUCGAGCGGAGCGUGGAGCAAUUGGAGGAGGCUCCGUAUCGCAGCGCCCAGGAUGCGGACACCGUGUAUGGGAUUCUUUGUCGAGGUCUCUGCUCACGGCAAUGGCGACUGCAUUCCGCCGGAGAUCUGCGGCGGCUGGAGAGCUGUUUCCGCAACAAUGGCAACCAUGUGCUGGCCGACAGCAAAGGAUUCCUGCAGCUGCUGCAGCUCUUCAUCGAGCAGGGCGUCGGCAACUUUGGUGAUUUAGCUCUGGCGAUGGUUAUGCUGGCCAACGUAAUCCUUAAGACCGAGGAAAUUUAUUUAGUGAAUCACAUAAAACUUUAUUUGAAAAAUAAUCCAACUGCCGAGCGGCGGCUGCAGGCUUUAUUGCCCACCACAUCGGCCACUCCACCGUUAUGGCAGGACGAGGCGCCAUCGACAUCUUCGGCGGCUGCAGCAGCCAGAGCCGCUGCUGCUCACUCCUCCACUGGUCGCGCCGCCAUCAGUGAGAUUAACUAUUUCGCCAAGGUCCUGAGUGAGAAGCUGCUCGCCUGCCUGGAUGCCCUCCUGGGCAGCCACAUCCCCCCGGCCUCAGCUGCAGCGGAUCACGCCUACUGCCAGCUGGCAGGGCGCUUCGUCGAUGCCCUGAACAACGUCUGCUGCCGCUCACGGCACAAGGAUGCACUUCAAUCAGUUUUCCGCUUGGUUUUGGCCGAGUCUGAAUUUCUCUGCAAAUACUACAGCCUGCUGUUGAUGAGUGCCGCCGGCCAGGGUGGAUCUGGAUCUGGCUCACUGGAUGCCUUGCUACUUGCCUGCAUGAGACUGGCUCAAGCCAUGCGGCUGGAGGAGCCGGUGGUCCUGCUGGAGCAGGCCGCCCAGCUGCCAUUAAAACGGAACCUGCAGCGGGCGUUGUUGCGCGAAGUUUGUGGCGCCAAUGUGGGCUGCGAGUGGAGUGCGCAACAAGUGCGCCGCCUGUUCGACGGCAGGUAUCUGAAUUUCCUAAUUGCUGACCACUUGGAAUUCCUCUGCGAGCUGUGCCAAGAGCGUCCCGAGUGCGGCUCAUUACUGCAGGUGGCCCUGCUCCGGAACGCGCACCGCUUGAGUCGGCAAUCCAUUCGCAUCGUCCUUCGGCUAUUGGGACGUCUUUGUGAGUCCGCGGAACAAAAUGCCCCGGGAGACGCCGGAGUGGAUGCCGGGCCCGUGCUGCAGGCCCUGCAAUUGCUGAGUCGCCUGCACCAGCUGCACGACGGGCAGCGUUCGCUGCAGCUGCCCAUGGAGCGGAUGGCACGGCGACUGACCGCCCAGAGCGGGCCUGUCGCCAGGAAGGACAUCUAUGAGCGGCUCGUGGAAGGAGAUCUGGCCGGGGGCGAGGACCAGGACGCCCUGCGAACGCUGCUGCUAAAGGACUUGGAGUGCCGCCAGGACAAUGAGACUGCAACGCCGUCGCGCAUAAUUGAUGAGAGCUGGCUCUUUGCGCAGCUAAUCAAGUUCGCGACCCAACACGCGGAUGCUCCGCAGCAGCAGAAACAACUGAUGCUACUCCUCCUGGAGAUCCAGUCGGAGCCAAAGCUGAACCGUCUGCUCCGGAGCCUGGGGGCUGAACAGGAGGCGCGUCUACUGCGCCACGCCAUUACGGGCUCCCUAACCGCCAUGCUGUCGGACUUUCAGCAAAAGUGCAUCCAGCAUGCACCGCACAUCAACUACAUGCAACCGCCGCCUCUGGCGCGAGUGUCCUGCUCCUUGCUCCUGGCGAAAGUGGUUUCGAUAACGGCCUCCGAGUCCCGGUCAACACCCACCGUCGUGCAACUGGAUGUGGCCCGGGCGGUGGCCUCGUUGAUGGUCUGUAUAUGGAAUGUGGAGAAAACGGCGCUCAUUUACAUAGAUGCCCGGCUGAUUGAGAAAUUCGUGGGCGAACACCUGCUGCGCCAGGAGCAUCUGCCGCAGUUGAUGGCCUACCUCGGAUGGCUGGCCGAGGUGGCCAAACAGAUUUUGGCCAAGCCAACACGACAGGACACGGAACAAGACGCCCUGGGCGUGCUGCUGACCACCAUGGAUGCACUCCUGCUGCAACCGCGGGUCUGGAGGGAGUUGAAUGCCAGUUCGGAUGCCGGACUGCGGUGUGAGCUCCUCGAGCUUCUGGGCACGGUGGCUCGGUGCAUCUUGCAGGAUACAAUUUUCUAUCAACGGCAUCGCCUGGACAGAGGCGGCAACGCGUCCAAGGGACCAGCACCGCAGGCGAUUUUCCUGGCCAAAUUGAUUGAAACGCAAAUUGAUAUUGAGUCCCUGGACAGCGGCAGGGUCUUGGCAGGCGGCAAGGAUGCUCGUCUGCAGUUUGUUGGCCAGGAGCUGGCCCAGGUCCAAGUACCGUUGUCGCUGGUGGCCUCCAUUGGUACUUCGCUGCUACGCACACACCACUUUUAUGCCUACGCGGUGACUCCGCCCGAGCUUAUCCAGCAGUCAGAGGAGCAGCUGCAGCAGCAGCAGAAGCAACAGGCCGAUGGCAAGUUGCCCACCAUUCCCGUGGACAGUCUGAGCGAUGUGGAUGUCCUGCGACAAUUUGUCAAGCGGCUCUCCAUCUUUGGCUUCACCACCCGGCAGCAAUUCGAGGAGUACUUCAUGACCUGCCUGCUGCUGAUCAACCAGCUGUACGACGAGCACAUGGUCGAUCAGCAGGAGCAGUUCCAGAUCAAGCAGCUCUGCCUGCAGGCCAUCCUCGAACUUUUAAUGACGUACAAAACUUUUCCCAUUGUGGGCCAGACCAAUGGACAGUUCCAUCACACGACUCGCUGGCGGCGCAUCACUUGUGACAGCAUUAGCCUGAAGAAACUGCACAAGGUGCAGCUGCUGGUGGACGCAUGCAGUGUCUUCUAUCAGCCCAAUCUGGAGCGGCAGCUGGCCCAGGACAAUGUGAUUGGCACACGCACCUUUGCGGCCAAUCAAUACGAUCUCAAUUUCAGCUGGGCCCAGAUGGAGGCCCAUGCGGGCGCCGGCAUGGGAAUGGGCAUGGGAACGGGCACGGACGAUGGGGCUUCUUCCCUGGCGGACAUUAAGCAGUCCUGCGAAUCGGAUGUGCCUGACAUGGCAAUGCGCAACUAUCGCCAUUUUACGCAGCUGUCGGGAAUUGACUUUCGCAGCAGCACGCAGCUGGUCUUUGACGUACUGCAGCAGAUGAUCGAGCUGAAUCACAUUCUCGUCCUGCCCAAUUUGGUAAAGUUUUGCGAGAUCUGCGAGAGUCGCGACCACAUCAAGUGGAUUAAAGAGCGCUGCCUUAAACUGCAGGAGCAAGUGGCCAUGGAUGAUACGAUUUCACAUCAGCACAUAAUCUACUUACUGUGCCGCAGCCAGGCCCUCCUCAUACCCAGCCUGGGCGAAAUGCAGGCACUGUGCUCCCUGAUUGGCAACGUCUACUUGAAGAGCACGCACGGCUUCAUACGCAUCGCCACGCUGCAGGGUCUCCUCUGUCUGCUGGAGUGCUGCAGCAAGACCAACACGACAAUGGGCAGGAUGAGCGAGGAGCUGACAUUGUUGCGAGCCCUAAUUGUGGGCUACAUCAAUCGCCAUGGCAUCAUUGAUGAGAGCCCCCUGCAGUUCAGCGUGGAGCACACCAAGCUGGUCUGGACGCUCAAUUACAGCCUGAUCGAGUGGACAUCGAAAUUCGUGCCGCAAUGUCAUCUGUUGUCAAAUGCAGUCAUUGCGGCCAGCAAUUUGCUGAAGACGACCGCCGACGAGGAGCUGUAUCUCUGCGUUCUGCAUGGCCUGGAGCGCAUGGUGGUCAAUAGUGGAGUGCCUUCGCGUGGUGCCCAGCCUACUGGAGUUGGAAUUGGAGUAGGAGCAGGAACAGGAGCAGGAGCAGGAGCAGGAGCAGAAGCCGGAGUUGGAGUCGUGGUCACACCGCAGAUGCGACAUAAAAUUGAAAAACUUGCACUCGAAUUGUUGAAAAUGGAAAAUGAGAAAUUUUCGAUUCCGGCAUUGAAAUUGCUUUUGUCCUGCAUGUAUGUGGGUUCUGCUGCCCAGCUAGAAAACACAGAGCUGUCGAAUGGGAUCGUCCAGGACGAUCCGGAGAUAAUCGCCCAGCAAAACGACAAAGUCGAUAUACUUUUGCAUUGUAUUAAAUCAUCGACUCGAGAUGCCGCCUGGAUUUAUGGACAAGUGCUGUGCCAAAUUAUUCGUGAUUUAGUGCCACCGAAUGAAAUAUUGACGAAGGUCAUAAAGGAGUUUGUGGCCAUAAAUCAACCGCAUGGCGAUGUUAUUGCCAUGAUUGUGUAUCAGGUCUUUCGCUCCGCCAUCGACUCGUCGUACCUGCAGAUGCUCCAGGACUGGCUGAUCUGCACACUGCCAACGUUCCUGGCCCAGCCGGAGCAGCAAGGUGUCUGGGGUCUCAGCGUCAUCUUUUUAUCCGCCUCCAUAAAUCUGCAUUUGAUUAAACUAUUUCCGCUGGUGCUCGGCAUCGGGGCGGCCAACGCGGCGACAACAGGCACAGCGGCAUCAGCGGCAUCAGCGACGGCCCGAAAAUUGGGUCAACACGAAAUUGCAUUGUUCGUGACAGCUGCACAAGAUUUCCAUGCGAAAUUGAGUGGCGAGCAGCGGGAGCGCUUCCGCGAGGCAUUCACCAGCUACGAGCGGAGUCAAGUCUACGGCAGGAUGUUGCAGCGACUAUAGGGCUGUGGCAGCCUGUGAUGCGAAAGCGAUAGUGAUAGCGAUUGCGAUAGCAUAUAAUCAUUUGGAGUGCUCACCGAGAGCACAGAUAUUUAUCUUACGUUUAAUUCCAAUUGCAGAAGCAGGACGAAGGGAGUUUGGGGUCCAAACUUGCUCCAAAGACAAGCGCAAGCGUGAAUAACUAAUUGCCCCGAGCUGUGGAGAAAGUUUUGUGCGGAUGCCGGACAUGCGGCCCUUCUUCGCGGCCAAAAGAGAACGAAAAGUUUUUUAAUAGUUGGCGAAUUCGAAAUUAAUUUAUGCUUUACAUUAUGUGUAACUAAUAUUUAAAUUAUUGCAAACGAAUGUACGCCACCCCCGCUUGACUUCCCCCAUCUGGUCGAAAGUUUAACGAGGCCACCAGGAGGAGAGCGACCCGCAAUUAAUUCCCGUGGCUUUCGACAAGGACCCUGGGCAAGGACCAGGCGACGGAAAUUAUGUUCUUGUCAGUUUUUUGGUAAAGUUUAUCAUUUAUUUAUUAUAACGACGCUGCCCAAGCUAGGCAAAAAAAGGGGGUAACGAACCUCGCCAAAGGACGCUGGUGAAUAUUAGCGGCUUAACCAAUUGCCGGCUAAUUCCUAAUCAAAAUUACUUAAAAAUUCCAUUAUGCUAACCCUAAACCUUAUCCACUUGUGUAAUCAAUGUAACAAUGUAACAACCAUA
Messenger RNA from Drosophila serrata, 11565 nucleotides. It is a transcript of the gene htt, whose product is annotated as huntingtin. The record is from RefSeq and is a predicted model, not a curated record. Lineage: Eukaryota; Metazoa; Arthropoda; Insecta; Diptera; Drosophilidae. Gene Ontology annotation, cellular component: cytoplasm.